This is a messenger RNA of Dermochelys coriacea (leatherback sea turtle), 714 nucleotides long. Its product is annotated as claw keratin-like. NCBI's taxonomy places the organism in Eukaryota, Metazoa, Chordata, Testudines, Dermochelyidae. The record is from RefSeq and is a predicted model, not a curated record. The transcript is spliced from 3 exons. The coding region runs from base 1 to 714 and encodes 237 amino acids. Gene Ontology annotation, molecular function: structural constituent of cytoskeleton. Gene Ontology annotation, cellular component: intermediate filament.
AUGACUUUCUCCAGCCUGUGCUAUCCAGAAUGCAGGGUGGCCUGGCCCUGUCCAGUCACUGGUAGCUGCAACGAGCCAUGCGUUAGGCAGUGCCCUGAUUCCGAAAUGGUGAUCAGACCCUCACCAGUUGUCGUGACCCUCCCAGGACCAAUUCUCAGCAAUUUCUCUCAGCACAAUGGAAUGGGAGCCAUAGGAGCACCUGUGGUCAGACCCAGUUUCGGGGGCUCAUUGGGUUUGGGGGGAUUGUAUGGCCAUGGAAGCCAUUAUGGAGGAUUGUAUGGUUUAGGGGGGUUAUAUGGUUAUGGUGGCCGUUAUGGUUACGGGGGAUUACUGGGCCAUGGGGGAUACUGUGGUUACCCGGGUCUUUAUGGUUACAGGGGAUUAUGGGGAUACGGGGGAUAUGGCCGUAGGUCCGGUUUUGGGGGCUCAUUGGGUCAUGGGGGAUUGUACGGCUAUGGAGGCCCUUAUGGAGGAUUGUAUGGUUUAGGGGGAUACAGUGGUUAUGGUGGCUGUUACGGUUAUGGGGGAUUAGGCGGUUACCUGGGCGGUUAUGGUUAUGGGGGCUUAUGUGGUUCCGGGGUAUCUCUCCAUAGAUACCUCAGUGGAAGCUGUGGGCAUCACAAGGAGGGGCUUUGGUGCUCCUAUGGCUCCCACUCCAGUGUGCUGAGGAAAAUUGCUGAGAAUUGGUCCCGGGAGGGUCACGACAACCGGUGA